AGCUAUCUUAGUUUGUUUAAUGUUAUGUUAUGUUUUGAUACUAUUUUGUAUUUAAUACAUAAUUUUAUGCUUUUAAUUAGUUACGUGAUUUUAGUUCAUUAAAAGAAGCCAAUACAAAUAGUUAAAUAGUUUUAAAUUGUUACUUUUAUAAAUAUUUAGCUCAAGAUGCCUUCACCCGAAAAAUCGUCAAGCCAAUCUAGUUCUGACAGUACAAGAGCCCCAAGAACACCUAAAAGUAAUCAAGGUGAAUCUUCUACAACUCAAAGAACACCCAGAUCUUCACAAAGGUUGGCACAAGGACAGUCACACCAAUCAUCACCAGCACGAACUCCUUCACGUAGAACACAGCAAUCACAAGAUGGACCUCAAACUCCUUCUGGUGUUAGUAGAAGAGGAAGGACACCAGUAAAACCUGUAGCUGGUCAAUCUCAAGAUUCUGUUGCUUCCACACCAAUGAAAUGGGGCCGCAAUGCAAAUUCAAAUCGAAAUGAAAAUGUCACAGUUUCUGGAUCAGACAGUGUUUCAAUUCCUCCAACAUCACCUGCUCAGCCUUUGGCUCCCACUAGUCCUUAUGCUCAUUUAAACUUAAGUGAUAUCGAUUUGAGUUCUCCUUUAAAUUAUGGCACUCCCAGCUCAAUGGGAAGUAUCAGAACUCCCCGAUCUGGAAUUGCUGGAACACCUAUCAGGCUCCGACCUGACAUUCGUCUUGAUAAAAGAUUGCGACAAGUUCAUGUUAAUUCAGAUCCACCAAGAACAGAUCCUGCAGCACCUUCAGAUCGAGAUGAGUCUGAAUCAGCAGGACCUCAGCUAGUGAUUUGGGGAACAAAUGUUGUUGUAAAUGAAUGUAAGAGGAAAUUUAAAAGCUUUAUUGAGCGGUAUAUUGAUAACACUCCAGAAUAUGAUGAGAGAAGUGAGGGAAUGGAUUUAAAUGAACCUUUGUACAUGCAGAAACUUGAAGAGAUAAAAACAUUAGAAGAACCAUUUUUGAAUGUCAAUUGUGCACAUUUAGAAACUUUUGACGCUGCUUUAUACAGACAAUUAUUAUGCUAUCCUCAAGAAGUAAUUCCCACCUUGGAUAUGGCAAUUAAUGAAAUGUUUUUUAAUAAAUAUCCUGAGGCAGUAUUAGAUCACCAGAUCCAAGUUCGACCAUUUAAUGCUGCCAAAACUAAAAAUAUGAGGGCACUAAAUCCUGAAGAUAUUGAUCAAUUGAUUACUAUAUCUGGUAUGGUAAUUCGGUGCUCGAACAUAAUUCCUGAAAUGCGGGAAGCAUUCUUUAAGUGUAUUGUAUGCUCAUUCACUAGUGCUGUAGAAAUUGAUAGAGGUCGUAUUAAUGAGCCUACAUUGUGCUCUCACUGCAAUACAAAUCAUUGUUUCCAAUUAGUUCAUAACAGAUCUAACUUUACGGAUAAGCAAAUGAUUAAGCUUCAAGAAAGUCCAGAUGAUAUGCCAGCUGGCCAGACCCCACAUACCGUAAUAUUAUUUGCCCAUAAUGAUUUGGUUGACAUGGUACAACCUGGUGAUCGAGUAACUGUAACUGGAAUAUAUCGAGCCAUCCCAACUCAAGCUAAUCCUAGAAUGAGAAAUGUCAGGGCAGUUUAUAAAACUCAUGUUGAUGUGGUUCACUUCCGUAAGAUUGAUAACAAGAGACUUUAUGAAACUGAAGAGGGAAAAGACCAUGCUUUUCCUCCAGAACGUAUAGAAUUAUUGAGGCUGCUCUCUCAAAAACCUGAUGUAUAUGACCGGUUAGCCAGAGCUAUUGCUCCCUCAAUUUAUGAAAAUUUGGAUAUUAAAAAGGGAAUUUUAUUGCAACUUUUUGGAGGCACUAAGAAGACAUUUACGACUUCUGGACGUGAUCAUUUUAGAGCCGAAAUAAAUAUUCUUUUAUGUGGAGAUCCAGGAACAAGCAAAUCUCAGUUACUACAGUAUGUGUACAAUCUAGUACCUCGAAGCCAGUAUACAUCAGGCAAAGGAUCUUCAGCAGUGGGUCUGACAGCUUAUGUUACAAAAGAUCCUGAAACAAGACAAUUAGUAUUGCAAACGGGGUCUUUGGUUCUUGCAGACAAUGGAAUUUGUUGCAUAGAUGAAUUUGAUAAAAUGAAUGAUUCCACAAGAAGUGUUUUACAUGAGGUUAUGGAGCAACAAACUCUGAGUAUUGCAAAGGCUGGAAUAAUCUGCCAAUUAAAUGCCCGAACAUCAAUUCUAGCAGCUGCUAAUCCUUGUGAAUCUCAAUGGAAUAAAAAUAAGACUAUAAUUGACAAUGUACAAUUACCACAUACAUUAAUGUCUAGAUUUGAUUUGAUAUUUUUGAUCUUGGAUCCACAAGAUGAAUUAUUUGAUAGAAGAUUAGCUACACAUUUAGUUUCAUUGUAUUAUGCAACUGGACAAGAUGAAGAAGAUGAAUUAUUUGAUAUUAGUGUUCUACGAGAUUAUUUAGCUUAUGCUCGUGAACAUGUGCACCCAACUUUGAGUGAAGAGGCUCAACAGAAGUUGAUACUCGCAUAUGUAGAUAUGCGCAAGGUAGGCGCAGGAAGAGGUCAAAUAUCUGCAUAUCCGAGACAAUUGGAAAGUCUUAUACGUUUAGCAGAAGCUCAUGCGAAAGUAAGGCUCAGCCCAGUGGUUGAGCUAGUUGAUGUUGAAGAAGCAUGGAGGUUGCAUCGUGAGGCCCUAAAACAAUCUGCAACAGAUCCUUUAUCAGGUAAAAUAGAUGUAGGAAUUUUGACAACUGGUUUAAGCAGUGCUGCUAGAAAGCAUAAGGCAGACCUCAUACAAGCAAUAAAAGCAGCACUUAAAUCUAAAGACAAGCAGCCAACAAUAAAUUAUCAGAAACUCUUAAUGGAUAUUAAAGAAGGCAGUCAAGUUAUGGUAACUCGAGAGCAAUUUGAAGACGCACUUAAAGAAAUCCAAGAUGAAGGCCUCAUAGUUGUUAUGGGAAAAAGCACAAUUCGAAUUUGUUGA
Messenger RNA from Ctenocephalides felis (cat flea), 2955 nucleotides. Its product is annotated as DNA replication licensing factor MCM4-like. Lineage: Eukaryota; Metazoa; Arthropoda; Insecta; Siphonaptera; Pulicidae. Gene Ontology annotation, molecular function: single-stranded DNA helicase activity; ATP hydrolysis activity; ATP binding. The coding region runs from base 166 to 2955 and encodes 929 amino acids. The transcript has 15 exons. The record is from RefSeq and is a predicted model, not a curated record. Gene Ontology annotation, cellular component: nucleus; MCM complex. Gene Ontology annotation, biological process: double-strand break repair via break-induced replication; mitotic DNA replication initiation; DNA strand elongation involved in DNA replication.